Messenger RNA from Zootoca vivipara (common lizard), 3756 nucleotides. The record is from RefSeq and is a predicted model, not a curated record. Lineage: Eukaryota; Metazoa; Chordata; Lepidosauria; Squamata; Lacertidae.
AGGGACCAGAGCUUCUUUACUUGCAUCUCAUCGGCAUUCAUUCGCUUGCUUGCUUUGUGGGCUCUUCCGCGCCGCGCUCCUACCACGCUUCCGCCUCGUUCUCCUCAGCGACUCUCCUCCGGCGCGAUGAUGAACGGUUUCCGCGACAGCAGGAUCGAUGAGGGCACCUUCCUCUUCACCUCAGAGUCGGUGGGGGAGGGGCACCCAGAUAAGAUCUGUGAUCAAAUUAGUGAUGCUGUCCUUGAUGCACAUCUUAAACAAGAUCCAGAUGCCAAAGUAGCAUGUGAAACUGCUGCAAAGACGGGAAUGAUCCUUCUGGCUGGGGAGAUCACAUCUAGAGCUGCGGUUGACUAUCAGAAAAUUGUUCGUGAAACAAUAAAGCACAUUGGCUAUGAUGAUUCCUCAAAAGGUUUUGACUAUAAGACAUGCAAUGUAUUGGUUGCCCUGGAGCAGCAGUCCCCUGACAUUGCUCAGGGAGUUCAUCUUGACAGAAAGGAAGAAGACAUCGGUGCUGGGGAUCAGGGCUUGAUGUUUGGCUAUGCUACGGAUGAGACGGAAGAAUGCAUGCCUCUGACUCUUCUCCUUGCACACCAGCUGAACGCCAAACUGGCAGAGCUUCGUCGUAACCAUACCUUGCCCUGGCUACGAGCAGAUUCUAAAACUCAGGUGACUGUGCAGUACAGACAAGACCGUGGUGCAGUCAUCCCUAUUAGAGUCCAUACAAUUGUUAUUUCUGUUCAACAUGAUGAUAAAAUUGGACUGGAUGAGAUGAGAGAUGCCCUGAAAGAGAAAGUGGUCAGAACUGUUGUACCUGCAAAAUACCUGGAUGAUGAUACUGUCUACCACCUGCAGCCUAGUGGCCGUUUUGUAAUUGGGGGCCCCCAGGGAGAUGCUGGCUUGACUGGCCGGAAGAUCAUUGUUGAUACCUAUGGUGGCUGGGGAGCUCAUGGAGGUGGUGCUUUCUCUGGUAAAGACUACACAAAAGUUGACCGUUCAGCAUCUUACGCUGCUCGCUGGGUUGCAAAAUCCCUUGUGAAGUCUGGUCUCUGUCGGAGAGUGCUCGUACAGGUCUCCUAUGCCAUUGGAGUGGCCCACCCACUGUCAGUAUCCAUUUUUCAUUACGGCACCUCCCAAAAGACUGAGCACGAGCUGCUAGACAUUGUGAAGAAGAACUUUGACCUCCGCCCAGGGGUUAUUGUCAGGUAAAACAUGGUGGUGCAUGCACAUAAUAUUAAGGCAGAUAAAAAAGAGGUAAUAAGGAUGGGUCUAGGCAUAAACAUGGCAUUACCUAAAUGUACAAGGUGUUGCACAAUCUCCGACCAUAGACGCUUGCCAAAACGCCUAGUCUCCUGGGGAGUGGCAGAGACAGUUCCCCAUUACCGCUGUAGAGGAGCUUUGGGGUGGUUCAUUUUUCUAGAGAUAAAACAAAGUAGUGCUUGCUCUUUAAUAUGUAGUGGUUAAAGCAGAACGGUGUGCUAGUCUGUGCCUCUCUGUCACUGUAUAGUAAGGCAAAUUACAGUUUAUGAUGUGACAUACCAAGGGAAGGCACAGAAAAUGAAAAGUAUCUUAGAAGAGCACAUUUUGGGGCAAAGGUGGCCGAUAACAAAGGAGCUUUUUGCUGUCUGGCUAUGAUCCCCAGCCAGUUUGGGGAGUUUGGAGUUGCACCAUUGGCAUACAUACCCAAGAUUGAAAAGCUAUUCUCUUUUAAUGCAGCAAGUGGUAUAUAGAUACAGUAAUACUAAAUCCACCCUUGCAAAAUGGCACAGCCCUUGUGGCUCUUGCACUGAUUUGGAUACCCCAAAGUGUGGAUAGUGCAGGGAUAUGAGGAUUUCUGUGAGUUAUUACAAGACUCAUCUUGGGCACUUCAGUCAUGUGCUUUUGAGUAUAUGGGUCUUCUGAGUGGUGCUGCUGCCUACAUUGACUAACUGCUUCUAAAAGCUCCAAGCUGGAAGUAGACAGGUUUGGUUGUAAUAUGAGCUGAUUAUUCAGAUAGGGAGUACCAUUCCCAGUGGAGAAACUUGUGGUGAUCUACAGUUGGAUGUAGCCACUCAUAAUGGAGGGUAAGUAUUAUGUAAUGUCAGUUGAGCCCAGGGGCUUAGUUUCCUUGGGAUGUAUUUGCAUUGGCACCCAGAAUUGGGAGCAAAUGGGUCCCGUCUACUUCCUGUGUACAAAGUAGCCAUUGGUCCAUGUCUUGGUACUACAGCAUUGAACAUCAAGUGGCCCCUUCAGUGUAGCUGGUUUUUGCUUUGCUUGAUAAAUGCCUUGUAUUGAGUUACGGACUUGUAUAUUCCAGGGAUCUGGAUCUGAAGAGGCCUAUUUAUCAGAAGACUGCUGCCUAUGGCCACUUUGGUAGGGACAACUUCCCAUGGGAAGUGCCCAAAAAGCUUAAAUACUGAACAUGUUGGGCUUCUUUCCCCAGACCUGUUGGUGUACAUUACAGAGAAACCUCCAGGCUUUUCUGUGGGAAAGAGCCCCAUUCCCUAAACUGGUCCUGUCCUCUGCUCUUAAUUUGGCACAUUCUGUCCAUUGCCAUGAAUAUUAGUCCUCUGGGGACCGCAAUUGCACUGUGCUUUCUCCUCUUCCUGGUGUGCUUGACGUAUGUGUAGAGCCAGUUGAGCAUAGGCGCUAUAUGUAAAACAGAGAAGAACAGGCUGUAGUCAAAACAGUGCUUCAGUCUAAUCCUUUGUAUUGCCCAAAGGCUAACGAGAAUUUCCUUUCAACAAUGAGCAAGAUGCCUCCCUCCUAAUGUGCACUGCGUGGUUUCACAUAGUCUCUGUCCAAAUAUCUAGAGCAGGAUGGUGCAAUGACUUGGGCUCUCCCCCCUCCCCAACUGAUAUCUUGUGAGUGAGAUGGCCCUGCAUGCUCCGCAAGUUCCAUUUUGGAACUCGUGGUUUUUUAAUUAAGGCAAUUUUGGUCCCACAACUCAUGGUAUUAUUCUCUUAAAAUCAGUCAGCACCAUACUUUAAUCAUUUUCUGCUCUUAUCUUCUUGGGAUGUACGUAAUAAAGGUGGUUUUUUUAUUUAAAAAAAUCCUAUGCACAGUUUUAGCACUAGCCAAACCUCACCAUCUUUUAUUAAGUGGGCCCUUGGCCAGCCUUGUGAUGUACUGCAGAGAAGUCACAGGGUUGUACCUGAGGUCUGUAGGCUGCAUACUUUUGGCACCUGGAAUUUUUUUCUUUAGAAGAGCCAGGAAUUUCAUGUUGCACAAAACUCCCAGGGGUUUAUUUUCCAAGUCAGGUCCAAACUGCAUUCUGAAGUACUGGCGUAGCUACAGAGAAGCCAGUUCCCUUCAGAGUGUGAGUGCAUUUGGAAAGGACGUGGGGGGAAACCCUACAUACUUGAAAUUUUUUUAUACUUGCUUAUUUAUUGUGUUUGGGACAGGGUGUGAGUACAGAGAAGCCCUGGUCUCAAAUGGCAGCUUUUUAACUUUAUUUUGACACCAUAAAUUCCUUGACAGUACCCAGCAUUCCCUGAUAGGCCAAGGUGUCCUACAGAAAAGCCUUGGGUCACAACCUGCAGGGGGUCUGGCUUGUGUAAAACAGGGGAGGGCAGUGCUCAGGAUAACUGGCCUUGGGAGAGGCUGACUUGGCUGGUGUUGUACAGAGAAACCAGCUUGUUUACCUGCCCAUUCCAUGGCAAGUGUCCUAAGCAGGAAGUGCCUUUUGCGUUCCAAUUUUUUUCUGGGCGUUUAUUACGUAUGUCUGGUUCUUGAAAUUCCAAGUUGAUUUAAAAGUUCUUAAUAAAGUGCUAGGUUCUA